Coprinopsis cinerea okayama7#130 is the source of this 2601-nucleotide messenger RNA. Its product is annotated as translation initiation factor IF-2. The transcript has 9 exons. The record is from RefSeq and is a predicted model, not a curated record. Gene Ontology annotation, molecular function: GTP binding; GTPase activity; translation initiation factor activity. Gene Ontology annotation, biological process: translational initiation. The coding region runs from base 1 to 2601 and encodes 866 amino acids. Lineage: Eukaryota; Fungi; Basidiomycota; Agaricomycetes; Agaricales; Psathyrellaceae.
AUGCAUCGUCAUGGUAGUCUCGUUCUCCGGCCUCAGCAGACUCUAGGUCGAGUUCGUCGCGCCUCGACGGCGGCGAAGCUCAAGCCUCGACAAUGGGAUUCUCCAAAUGCAGCUCCUCAAUAUCCGGGGCCCAGCGCUGCUACCUCGUCGACGGCUGCUCCAUCUCCUGCCUCAAAAGCAGCGGCUCUUCGCGCUAGCAUGGCCAAGAUGAACUCCAGGCCACCCAGCUCUGAACCUAGAUCAUCAGACCCAUGGUCAACUCCCCGUCAAGCCUCCGGAGGCUAUCGUGCUGGCACCCCGCAGAGGAAUUCCGACUGGGCCUCACAGAACCAAAAUUUCGCCCAUUCGUUCAGGAACGAUACCAGGCAAUCAACGCAGCACCACAAAGGGAGAGAUAUCAGGCCCCAGCAAUCACCUUCAACUGCUGCUAAUUUCCCUCAGACUGCACCUCCCGAUUCUACACAACAGUAUACAGCCAACCGGCCAACUACGACAGCGCAAACCGAACAUGCUUUCAUUUCUACUUCCCUUCCUGUGGACAUACCGUCAACCGAUGAACCUCUGAAGAAUCGACCCGUCCGCGUACGCUACGACUCUAAAUUCAAGGAGCGAGGAUCGCUUCUACAAGACGAUGGCCGGCACACCCAGUCAUAUUCAAAUAAGCAUGCUCAAGCUCGAAACGUAGAGAAACCCAAGCCAGUCAAAGCGUCUUUCAAGCAGGCCAAAAAACAACGAGAGCUGCCUCCAGUUUAUAUCCCAACGGCCGUCUCUGUCGUGAAUUUAGCUCGUAUCCUUGGAAUAAAACCAGCUCGCCUCCAACGAAAGAUGGAGCAGGUUGGCAUCACGGAUAACGCGAGUUACGAUUAUGUCCUAACCGCCGAUUAUGCCGCUUUGCUCGCUGAAGAGUAUGGCCGCAAGCCUAUAGUUGACGACGAGGCCGCUUUCGACCUUUAUCCUCCGGCGCCACAUCCCGAACCUUCGACGCUCCCAUUGCGACCUCCAGUAGUAACCAUUAUGGGGCAUGUUGAUCAUGGCAAAACGACACUGUUGGAUACUUUGCGGUCUGCGGCGGUGGCCAAAGGCGAAGCUGGUGGCAUCACUCAACAUAUCGGCGCUUUCUCUGUCCCUGUGCAAUCAGAGUCGACAGAGGGUGUCAAGUCUAUCACAUUCCUCGACACACCUGGACACGCUGCCUUCUCUGCAAUAAGAGCCCGUGGAGCGGGCGUUACCGACACCAUCGUCCUCGUUGUUGCCGCCGAUGACGGACUCAUGCCUCAAACCAAGGAGGUCAUCGAGUUGUACAAGAAGCAUCAAGACAGCGUCGGUUUGGUGGUCGCCAUCAACAAAGUCGAUAAACCGGCCGCCGAUGUGGAAGCGGUCGAAAAAGCUUUGAUGGCGGAAGGCAUCCAACUGGAGUCUUAUGGAGGCGAUAUCCCUGCUGUGCAUGUUUCUGGUCUGACUGGCCAAGGCUUGCCGGAUUUAAUCGAGACCCUAUCGGCUCUCGCUGAGAUGCAGGAUCUAAGAGCGGAAGACAGUGGCCUUGCAUACGGAGAAAUAUUGGAAUCGAAGGUUCAACAGGGGCUUGGAACGGUCGGGACGGUGCUUGUGAUGAGGGGGUGUCUUAAAGUCGGUUCUCACAUCCUUAGUGGGCAAAGCUACGCCAAGGUUCGCAGGAUGACUGAUUCCAAUGGGCGCGUUGUCAAACUUGCCAAACCCGGCAUGGCAGUCACUGUUUCAGGGUGGAAAACAUUGCCACAAGCUGGUGAUAAUAUCAUCGAGGGCUCGGAAUCGGACGUAAAGAAAGCUCUUAACAACCGAGUGCGCAGGGCAGCGAUUGACGCAUCUCUUUCCGAUGUGGACGCCAUUAACGAAUCGAGACGCCAUGAUCGAGAGAAAAGACUGCUUCAAGAGCAAUCGCCGACGCCUAAUGCCUCCAGGAAUCAACAUUUCGAAGAGAUUAAUACAGACUCUGGCAAGAAGGAGCUGAGACUCGUAAUCAAGGCGGAUGUUAGUGGAAGCGCAGAAGCGGUCGAGGGUGCUCUUCAGGGAAUUGGAAACAACGUGGCCAUGAGCAGGAUCAUCUCUACAGGCGUCGGUGAUGUGUCGGAAUCGGACGUGAUGUUAGCAAAGGCUGCCAACGCCACGAUCGUUGCCUUCUCUGUGGGCGUACCUCGCUCUGUCCAAAGCAUUGCCAAUCAGAACGCUGUGCCAAUUUGUACCUCUAAUAUCAUCUAUAAACUUAUGGAUGAUGUGAGGGAGCGCGUGCGGUCCUUGCUUCCUGUUGUCAUCGAGUCUAAGGUCACCGGCGAGGCCAACGUUCUACAACUCUUCGAUAUUCACCUCAAGGGCAAGGCUAUCAAAAAGGUUGCAGGGUGCAGGGUCACUAAUGGGCUGGUCGAGAAAUCCAAAUUCGCUCGUGUUGUCCGAAAUGGAGAAAUCAUCCAUGAAGGAUCUCUUGAUACAAUGAAACACUUGAAGAAGGAUGUGACAGAAAUCCGCAAGGGCAUGGAAUGUGGUUUGAGUUUCGGGGACUUUGCAGACGUGCGCGAGGGGGAUAUCAUCCAGAUGUUCGAGCGCAUUGAGAAGCCGGCCGUCCUAUAA